Sapajus apella (tufted capuchin) is the source of this 1317-nucleotide messenger RNA. It is a transcript of the gene CHMP4A, whose product is annotated as charged multivesicular body protein 4A. Gene Ontology annotation, biological process: vesicle budding from membrane; late endosome to vacuole transport via multivesicular body sorting pathway. Bases 389 to 1057 code for a protein of 222 amino acids. Gene Ontology annotation, cellular component: ESCRT III complex; cytoplasmic side of plasma membrane; multivesicular body. The record is from RefSeq and is a predicted model, not a curated record. The transcript is spliced from 6 exons. NCBI's taxonomy places the organism in Eukaryota, Metazoa, Chordata, Mammalia, Primates, Cebidae.
UUAGGGCAACCCCAAAUGCUUGAACCCAUCCCAUUACCAUUUUCCUUAGUUCUGUAAAGAGCAUGAAGAGUUUUCCCACUGACCCCACACAUUGAUGUGCCAUCACACUGCACAUUUCCCUCAGGAGAAUAAGCAUAUACUCGGGUGGAGACAGAACUGCCUUUUUAUGUAAGAGAAAAUGAUGCGGCCGCUUUAAGAGGAUCACGUCGGUCUGGGCUGAUGGCUUGGGUCACGUGACAGCGGUGGUCUGGUUUGCGCCUCUUGAUGAUGUCGCCGCGGCGCCCUAAGGCGGGAUUGGGCAAGGCUGGUCCCUGUGUGAUGAAACAUCAUCCUCCCAGGAGCAAGGCGGAAGUCUGGAGGACGCCGAGUGGCGGAGGCGGGAAAGGCGAUGAGUGGUCUCGGCAGGCUCCUCGGGAAGGGGAAGAAGGAGAAGGGGCCAACCCCUGAAGAAGCAAUACAGAAACUGAAGGAGACAGAGAAGAUACUGAUCAAGAAACAGGAAUUUCUGGAGCAGAAGAUUCAGCAGGAGCUACAAACAGCCAAGAAGUAUGGGACCAAGAAUAAGAGAGCCGCCCUACAGGCUUUGCGGAGAAAGAAAAGAUUGGAACAGCAGCUGGCACAAACUGACGGGACGUUAUCCACCCUGGAGUUUCAGCGUGAGGCCAUUGAGAAUGCCACCACCAAUGCAGAAGUUCUUCGUACCAUGGAGCUUGCUGCCCGAGGCAUGAAGAAGGCCUACCAGGACAUGGACAUUGACAAAGUAGAUGAACUGAUGGCUGACAUCACAGAACAACAGGAGGUGGCCCAGCAGAUCUCAGAUGCCAUUUCUCGGCCUGUGGGCUUUGGAGAUGAUGUGGAUGAGGAUGAACUGCUGGAGGAACUAGAGGAGCUAGAGCAAGAGGAAUUGGCUCAGGAGUUGCUAAAUGUGGGCGACAAGGAGGAAGAACCCCCAGUCAAAUUGCCUAGUAUACCUUCUACACAUCUGCCAGCAGGGCCAGCUCCCAAAGCGGAUGAAGAUGAAGAAGCACUAAAGCAGUUGGCUGAGUGGGUAUCUUGAUAAGUCUGGGCUCGUCUUCCUAACGCUACCUUUAUUGGUCCUUUUUCCUUAAGUGCCAAGUACUGAGCUAAAGGAGGAUAACUUUUUGGGGAAGUCCCGUUAAAGGUGGUAGUGUGACCCUGCCUGAAAAAGGGUCUUUUGCCCUCCCAGCCCUGGCUCAAAUCUGAAGAAGGAUCUUGCUCCAGGAGGAGCCGCUGGGCUCCCUUCUUUUUGAUAGCAGUUAUAAUGUCCUUGUUCCCAAUAAAAUUGGACAGACAGAA